AUGGAGAGGGAGACCACUCGGAACAAGAAGAGGACAAGAGAUGGAGGAGAAGACAUGAAAGGGUUUCGCAAGGGCAAGAAACAAGAAAGUGUCAACAUCAAGCGUGAUCCUUUUGAAAAUACCGAAAAAGCACAACACGGAUUCUAUGAGGGUAUUGGCAUUUUCGAUUUUCCUUGGCUCAAAGAAGGCGUUGUCUUUAUAGCCGACGAGUGUUUGGAAGCCGAGGAGAUGUUAUUCGGUCAUUGUUCGUACGUGGAUGAGGCUUCCGGAACAUUCGCAGAGAAUUUUCACCGAUUGCAUGAUGAAUAUAAUUUACAUGACCAGAAGUUAGAUGAUGAUGAUGAUGAAUUUUGGUCGUUGGAAAUCAAUGGUUUCGAACCUAUAGAUUGCAUCUGGAGUUGUAUUGAUCAGCCUCUUGACACAGUCAGGGAUGAGUUUGUGGAGGAUGUUUCUACCUUUACUUUUACUGGUGAAGUUAGGCCAUUACAUGUGCUUCCUCAGGAAUCAUCUACCUCAUUGAAAGAACCAUUGGGCAUUGUUUAUUCAGAAAAAUCAUCAGAAUCCAGUAUAGGAGACUCCAAUGCUAAAUCCCAAGAAAACGGUCGCAUUACUAGACAACUCGCUGGAGAAUCGGGAGCAGAAGAUGGGUCUUCCAGAUCAUUCUAUUGGAGCAGUAGUGGACGUGAAAACCAGUCUUUGGAUGAAAAUCCCAUUAGGAAAGUUACUGAUCAGAUGCAGGAGGCAGCCCGGGAAUCAGGGAAAGAAAAUUCAAAGGCAAAUGAAUUGAAAAUUGAGAGUAAAAAUGGUGCUGGUCAAAAUGGUGUGAGGAAAGACAUUAAUACCCAACAUCUGAAGGGUAAAUCUGAAAACCUGUUGGGGAAAAUGGAAAUAAAAACACCCCGGAGCUCCCGCAAAGCAAUUUCAAGGGUGCAAGUGAAGACUGUAACUGAAAGACAAAGUGUUCAAACAGGGCCACAAGAUGCUCGUAUUCGUCAGCUCAAGGACCAACUUAUGCAGGCAAAGGUUUAUCUUUCCCUUUCGGCCACCCGUAACAAUCCUCACUUUGUGAGGGAGCUUCGGUUGCGUAUUAAAGAAGUUCAUCGAGUGCUUGGUGAUGCCACAAGGGACUUGGACCUGCCGAGAAGUGCCUCUGAGAGGUUAAAAGCAAUGGAGCAAACACUUCUGAAAGGCAAACAAAUUGAAGAUGAUUGUGGGGCCAUGAUCAAGAAACUCCGUGCCAUGCUUCAUUCGGCUGACGAGCAGCUAAGAGUGCACAGGAAGCAGGCUUUGUUUUUGACCCACUUAACGGCCAAGACAAUCCCUAAAGGACUCCAUUGUCUUCCUUUACGCCUUUCAACCGAGUAUUUCAUGUUGAACUCAUCCCAACAGCAAUUUCCAAAUGAAGAAAAAUUAGAUGAUCCUAACCUUUACCACUAUGCCUUGUUUUCGGACAACGUUUUGGCUGCAGCAGUUGUUGAUCCUCCAAAACACGUUUUCCAUGUGGUCACGGACAGGCUAAAUUAUGCGGCCAUGAGAAUGUGGUUCUUGGCCAACCCGCCAGGUGGCGCAACCAUACAGGUCCAGAAUGUGGAGGAAUUCACAUGGCUAAACUCGAGCUACAGUCCUGUCCUAAGGCAGUUGGGUUCGCCAUCCAUGAUAGACUACUACUUCAAGAGCCGUCGAGCAGAGCCCGACUCCAACUUAAAAUUCAGGAAUCCCAAGUACCUCUCGAUCAUGAACCAUCUCCGGUUUUAUCUUCCUGAGAUUUUCCCAAAGCUUGGCAAGGUUUUGUUCUUGGACGAUGAUAUCGUGGUGCAAAGGGAUCUCACUGGAUUAUGGUCGCUCAAUCUAAAGGGAAAAGUCAUUGGUGUGGUUGAGACGUGUGGGGAGAGCUUUCACAGGUUUGACCGAUAUCUCAAUUUCUCGAAUCCUCUUAUCUCGAGGAAGUUUAGCCCACGAGCUUGUGGUUGGGCUUUUGGGAUGAACAUAUUCGAUUUGAAUGAGUGGAGGCGGCAGAGUAUUACGGAGGUGUAUCACAAGUGGCAGAACCUGAAUCACGACAGGCUACUUUGGAAGCUAGGAACUUUGCCACCUGGCCUAAUAACCUUUUGGAAUCGAACUUACGCUCUUGACAAGUCAUGGCAUGUGUUGGGACUCGGUUAUAAUCCGAACGUACCUCAAAAGGAUAUCGAGCGUGCAGCCGUUGUACACUACAACGGCAACUUGAAACCCUGGCUCGAGAUUGGACUACCAAAGUUCAGAAACUACUGGACAAAGUACGUGGAUUAUGACCACCAAUAUUUGAGGGAAUGCAAUAUAGCGCCAUAAUUGCCAUGUUCGGUUCGUGAUUAAAGAGAUUUGCGUCCGGAUUCCAGAGUCAGUAAUAUCUUGAAAGUCUGUUGUGCACUUUGAAAUUUAAACUUUAAUCUACAUUUAGUUAUAUGUCUAUAUGAUUCUGCACAAGUUCAUUUUCGUCCCAAUUGUUGCAGAAGCAGCUGAAUUGUGCGUAUUUGUACAUGUAUUCUACAGUCACAAAACUAAUAUUAUUUUUUCCUUUUUUAUUUUUCUCUUUUUGAAAUUUUGUAUAUAUACACUGUUGCAUUUUGUCUAUCGUGUCGAGUGAAGCUACUUUAUUAUAUUCAAUUUUGCUUGUAAGAAAUGCAAGUUUUCAUAUUGAAUGCUCAAUUUGGCUCCCACCAAUACACCAUGACAUUUUGGUUAAAGGUUUGUGUCG
Striga asiatica is the source of this 2734-nucleotide messenger RNA. Lineage: Eukaryota; Viridiplantae; Streptophyta; Magnoliopsida; Lamiales; Orobanchaceae. The record is from the annotation of a GenBank genome assembly.